AUGUUCAAGUUGUUGCUGGACGUGAACUUAUCUGCUAUGCGCACAUCGCUUAUUGGUGUUGUGCCUUUAGCUGCUGUAUUGGUCAUUGGGAUUAGCAGGAUAAAACUAUUUUUUGUUGACUUGAAUAACUUAGUAACACCUGGCACUAUUUUGAAACGGGACAUUUUCCUCAUAAUAUUACGCUCGUUUAGCAGCUCUAACCAAUACUUUGAUGAAUCCACUCAGUCCGACUACCCUCCUCCUCCUGAUCCUAUACCGAAUAGACCCUUAAGAGCUGAUUCCCGAAGGCCCUUCAAUCCAUCCCAAAGACAACGCCCCAGCAGCAGUAACCCCACCCAUUCUACAGCUUUUAGAAGACCUGGUGAGAAUAAUGAAAAUCAAAUCAAGUCCCAGGAUAGCCAAGAUUUUCUGAAAAGGUUUCAGCUUGGAUUUGAUCAUAAAGAUGAAAAUCCAAACACCAAUCCUGCGCUCCAACCCAAAGGUGAAAGGGGUGACACUCCUGCUUCCGAGUCAGCUCCAGCUCCACCAGAAGAUGUAGAUGAGAUAUUCAAGAAAAUGAAAGAAACUGGCCUAAUACCCAACGUUGUAGCUAUGCUUGAUAGGCUUUGCAAGGACGGCUUGGUCCAGGAGGCCAUGAAGCUCUUUGGCCUGAUGCGUGAAAAAGGUACCAUACCUGAAGUUGUUAUCUACACUGCUGUUGUAGAAGGAUUUUGUAAAGCCCACAAAUAUGAUGAUGCUGUGAGAAUUUUUCGGAAGAUGCAAGGCAAUGGCAUUAUUCCGAAUGCUUUUAGUUACAGUAUCUUAAUCCGGGGGCUCUGUCAGGGCAGGAGAUUAGAGGACGCCCUCGAGUUUUGCUUGGAGAUGUUGGAGGCUGGACAUUCCCCCAACCUGAUGACCUUUGUAGGUUUGGUCGAUGGGUAUUGCAAAGAGAAGGGUCUAGAAGAUGCCCAAAGCGUGAUUAAAGCGGUGAGGCAAAAGGGUUUUAUCCUUGAUGAGAAAGCUGGUUUGGGAGGCAAUACUGGGGAAGAAAGCUUCACAGAGGCAAUCUCUCUUUUAAGGUGUUUUCUGUUUUUUUUCAAUUGAAAUAUUCUAGAGUUCGAUCAAUAUAUGUAGUAGCUCUAUGAGUAUUAUCAUGUUAUUCAAAUACUUAGUUUUGUAGUGCCUAUUUAGAUGGUUGCCGAGUCUAAGAGCUUUGUAUAAAACAGGUCCUUGCAUGAACUUGUUUAGUUAUGAAUAUUGGUUCAAGUUUGUGCCA
Molecule: messenger RNA, 1255 nt
Organism: Nicotiana tabacum (common tobacco)
Lineage: Eukaryota; Viridiplantae; Streptophyta; Magnoliopsida; Solanales; Solanaceae
Source: RefSeq, a predicted model, not a curated record